GGCACGGCGCGGCACGGACAUCCUCCCGGGGGAUAGGGAUAGAGGCUUGUUGGGACAGCGAGCAGCAGACCUCACCUUUCAGCGACGCGAGAGCGCGAGAGAGAGAGAGAGAGAGAGAGAGGGGGGGAGGAAGAGAGAGAGAGGCCUCCACAUCAGCACCAGCAUACUUUUUUUUUUCUUCUCCAGAAGCCCGGACAGCGUUGCGGGUGUAUGCGCGUUCGUUUGUCUCCCGGUUUGGAUCACGAUGAUGCAAAGUGCGGCGGUCCUACCGACAGAGAGCCCCGUGAAGAGUUUACCGGAGAUUCUCGGAGUGCCACUGCAACAGAUCCCUCAGUGCGCCGGCUGUAGUCAACACAUCCUGGACAAGUUCAUCCUGAAGGUGCUGGACCGACACUGGCACUCCAAGUGCCUCAAGUGCGCCGACUGUCAGACCCCGCUGGCGGACAAAUGCUUCUCCCGGGCAGGAAGCGUCUACUGCAAGGAGGAUUUCUUCAAGCGUUUUGGAACAAAAUGUGCAUCCUGCCAACAGGGGAUCCCUCCGACGCAGGUUGUGCGAAAGGCGCAGGACUUUGUGUAUCACCUGCACUGCUUCGCCUGCAUCAUGUGCAGCCGGCAGCUGGCCACCGGGGACGAGUUUUACCUCAUGGAGGACGGGAGGCUGGUGUGCAAGGUGGAUUAUGAGACGGCAAAACAAAACGACGAUUCGGAGGCGGGGACCAAGCGACCGAGGACCACCAUCACGGCCAAGCAGCUGGAGACCCUCAAAAGUGCCUACAAAAACUCGCCGAAGCCAGCGCGCCACGUCAGGGAGCAGCUGUCCUCGGAGACGGGGCUGGACAUGAGAGUCGUGCAGGUGUGGUUCCAGAACCGACGAGCAAAGGAAAAGCGCCUGAAGAAAGACGCAGGUCGACAUCGCUGGACCCAGUUUUAUAAAAGUGUCAAACGCAGCCGAGGAGGAACUAAAGUGGAGAAGGAAAGCUCGGCCGACGACGCAGGACUCAGUGAUAGUGAACUGAGCUUCAGAGACGACCAGGUCCUGUCGGAUCUCGGCCACGGCAACGGGCUCUACGGGAGCGUGGGCGACAUCAGCAGCGGCGCGGCGCUCAGCGGCGGCUUCUCCGUCGACGCGGCGGGACAACCCUACCACGACAUCCGGGCGGGGAGCCCCUACGGCCUCCCCCAGUCGCCCUCCUCCAUCACAUCUCUGCCCGGCCACACCCCUCUGCUCAACAACCUGGGCUUCAGCAUGGACGGUCUGGUGGUGCAGGGCGGGCCGGGCGGCGUGGGGCAGGCCCUGAGGGCCAUGGCGGCGGGGGGCCCAACCUCAGACCUCUCCACGGGGAGCAGUACGGGAUACCCCGACUUCCCCACCAGCCCCGCCUCGUGGCUGGACGAGAUGGACCAUUCCCAGUUUUGAGAUUCCAACGCGGCAGAAGACCUCCGUGGGGAUACGGCAAAAACAGACCAAACGCGGCUUUGCAUUUCGUUUCUAACGCCCCCUGCAAGACUGGUGUGUUUUGUGAUUUUUUUUUUGGGGGGGGGGGGGGGCGAAGAGGUGAAGGAAAGGAAGAAGUGUGACUUUCUGUCCCUCAGCAGUUGGUCGGUGAAGUUCGUACAGAAGCAGCGAAGAACACCUCCAAAACCGCCCCGAAUGUUCAAUCUCAACACUCUUAUCGUACAACUUUCGGUAUCACCUGACUUUUAUUUUUCUUCUUUCACUCCAAGAAUGAGACUGGAUUUUGUUGGAUUAAUGCUCAAAGAGGAGGUAACACUGUCCCCGAAAAUAAAACCGUCCCUGUCUGACAGCCACAACAAUAGGGCUUCAAUAUCUAGAUCAAAGUCCCUACGAGAGCCAAGAGGCACCUGCAUGCUUCUGAUUCCUACGAGCAGGUCUGCUGUCUGGCCAUAUCAAAGCCUUUUACAUUGGCAACGCACUUUACUCUCCUCUUCUUUUUCCACUCAUAUGGACAGGAAUGCAGAGAGAGGGAGAGAGAAAAAGAGGAGAGACAUAUGCACAAGGCAAAAACACAGUGUUUCAUUGGGAGAGAAAUUUACAAGAACAGUGGCACAAGUGUGAAUUUUGAACCAUGCUGAUGUUUUUUUGUUUUUUUUCAACGUAUUGCUGAAGGUGACAAGUUAUUAGAGAAGGAGCUGGCCGUUGGUCUGUCCGUCCCUCCGUCCCUCCGUGGACACAUAAAGUCUCCUCUGUUUGAGUAAGAGGGAAAACACUCUCUUCUCUAUUUACAGGUGCUCUUACAUGUCUUUGUAAAAGCUGCCUGAGAGGGGCAAGUCUGUCUGUAUUAAAUAUUCAGUUUCCAGACUCACCAGGCGUCAAAGCUCACGAAAUUCACCUCUAACCGUUUUAGUAAUAUAUCACAUAUCUAAAUUAUUAAUUUAUUUUAUUUCCAACGCACAGUAACACAAGCAGAUGUCCAUUUAUAAGUAAUAUUUACAGAUUCCCUUGCGGAUAUUAUUAUCAAAUUAAAGGAUAAUGCAAAUGCCAAACUUUGAACUGACAUUAAAACACACCAACACGUAUUAGCGUUAGAAACGUCCCCUUUGUGUCGGCUCUUCUGUUUCCUCAGUCUGAUCCGGGCUUCUCUCGGUAAUCUACUCAGUCCGGCAGAGCUGAGGCUUCGGCCUGCUACCAACUUACUUACUGACCCCAGACGUGUUGUCAAUCUGUUCUCCCUCUGCCCCCCCCCCCCCGUCACAGGGAUUACCACAGAGCCCCCCACUAUCGCGGCUGACACCCUACUGUCGCUUCAGUUGCCGGACUGAUGUGUUCCUGUCAGUUCCGGCGACAUCAGCUAAAUCUUAAAGCCUCCCACGAUAACCCGAGAAAAGAGGAGUGAUUCCCUGAACGUUUCUGCCUCUCUUGCGAUGCGACCUCUCUUCUGUUUUGUUUUGACCUGUUGAGCAUGUCGAAACCAGUAGCUUAAAAAUACAACAGUAACCCUAUUUCUAUUUUUUUGGUCAAUUGAAGAAAAGAAAACAAAUCUCUUACGCGUGGUCACUUUUUCACAAAAAAUUGCCAAGUUCCUUUUUUUUAUCCUCUUUAGGAGCCAGACAGAAGUAACCCAACAAACAGAAGGUGACCCCGUGAGGGAAAUCGGGUAACACUUUGGAUUACAGCCUGCAAAUUUCAAGAUAAUUAUCUAAUAAAUACAUCAAUAAAACACUUACUGUGCUGGGAUUGAACCAUAAGUGAAGGGGGAUGAUGACAAUAAGUAAUAUCAACAACAUGGGGUUGUUGAUAUUAUAAUGACAUUAAUCAUUAUAGUUGAAUAAAUAACUUUGGCAAUAAUAAUGUCAAAGGAUUGAAAAUAUGAGUUGAAGUUUACGUUCUAUACAUUAAUACAUUACUCCCAGUAUUCUCCCCUUGCACAUACCAGUAGAUAACAAGCGUUUUAUUGGUACUUUAAAUGGACAAACAACUCCUAGUGUGAUUUGCGGGCUAUAGAAUAAAGUGUAUAGUGAAUAACGUACACAAAAACAUUACCACUACAGUUUUGUUAAAUCUGUGUUGCCUCGGAGGUUUGCGUCUUAAUUGUUGUAAAUUUUGUACAGUUUGAAACCGUGUUGAUCGUCUUGUUUCAUGAGCGCUAUUUAUUAUUGCCAUGUGUCUUUGAAAAAGAUGUAAAAGAGAGCACUGAAAUUAUUCAUUUAUGCCUUCCGUGUUAUGGUAUGAACCGUGUACAGUCAAAUCUAUAUGAGGAAAAUAAAGGUGAAU
Pungitius pungitius (ninespine stickleback) is the source of this 3733-nucleotide messenger RNA. RefSeq names its product LIM homeobox 4 (gene lhx4). The record is from RefSeq and is a predicted model, not a curated record. The coding region runs from base 245 to 1417 and encodes 390 amino acids. The transcript is spliced from 6 exons. Gene Ontology annotation, biological process: regulation of transcription by RNA polymerase II; neuron differentiation. Gene Ontology annotation, cellular component: nucleus. Gene Ontology annotation, molecular function: zinc ion binding; RNA polymerase II transcription regulatory region sequence-specific DNA binding; DNA-binding transcription factor activity, RNA polymerase II-specific. NCBI's taxonomy places the organism in Eukaryota, Metazoa, Chordata, Actinopteri, Perciformes, Gasterosteidae.